UUUCACAGUGCAACUAAGCCGUACAUGUUGAGGUACUCGGUUGGAAAAAUGGGAAUCUGUUUGUCUGACAGGAACCAGGUUAAGGACGAGGAUCCAGAUGUGCGAGGUUUUCGCAAGCCUCCACACUACCGCAAUCGCGAAGGGCCAAAAUACAGGGUCGUCAAUUUCACUCCGGACUACGAAUACCGUAAGUACGAGCCUUCAACUUGGAUAUGCGUUCGGGUGAACGGUGUGGAGUUCAAAAAGGCCGCGGAUAGAGGAGAAUCGAUUUUAGCGAAGUACUUUGAUGGACACAAUGGACCAGAGAAGACUAUGAAUAAAACAUGUCCACUGAAGGUGCAGAUAGAGUUCAAGCAAGAUCUCCAUGAGCCUGGAUACUUUGUUGUCGCUAAGCACCUACCUUACGAGUACUGCGAUCGCCCUCCUGCACCAAAGCACAAAGAUAUGUUCAUACAAGAUCUUCCAGAGCAUUUUGCGUAUGUUUCAGUGUUUGGAGGUAUCGCUGACCAGAACGAAAUUAAACAGCGACUGGACGCUCUUAUUGAGGUUUUGGGAAACGAAAACAAAGAUUACGAGAAGAUGGAUUAUUCUACGACUCGUUUUGAAAAAGCUUACAAUCUAAGGAAAAACACCAAUGAGAUCAUUCUUCUUACAAACAGGAGAGUUUAAUAAUAUGAUAUCCGGAACGUUUUAUCUAUUUUUUCGUUUUUCCAAUUUAGCAUUGCGAACGAGGUUUUUUUCUAACUAGUAUCUUUACAAUCUGUAGCUUCAACACUAGCUUUGGAGGUUUCACGAAUACAGUCUCUUUUCCUUGCGAGCGACUAUUAGAACCUAGAAAUGCUUGUUUAUUUUUUUGCUUUCUUCAUAUCAGACAGUUGGAAGGAACUUUCAGUUUCAUCAAGAUUUUGAAGCUACAAAAAUCCUUCAAACCUCCCGUACGUGAUCAUGCGAUAUGAGAGUUAAUAUUUAGAUAGCUCAUGCAACCGGCAUCGGUAUGGUUUUCGUAUCUUAAUGAACCAAUUAAUCAAAAAAUCAGAGCAAUUUAAUAUUCAUUCAAUCACAACAAAUGAUACUAGAUUCCUCGGUUCUCGGCGUGCAUGCAUGUGACGUCAUGACCGCCAUGUUUGACAAAUAACGGUUUACAGUAGCAACGGUAUUCAUACAACGGAAAAGCGACAAAAACGGGUCAAUAUAGAGGAAAAGUAGAUUUAUAUAUAUAUAUAUAUUUUCAGGUGGAAAAAACCCCAAGCAUUUCCGGUUUUUUAAAGCCAUUUCGACGCGUGUUUGGAAUAAGAAAAUUCGACAAGUUUCUUUUCACAAGACCUGAUCAGUGAUGACUAUGGCAUUGAAAGUUGAGACGUUUGACUUGAAUGUCAUUGUCUGUUAUCCCGUGUAAACCAAUAUUCCCCAUUACACAGAAUUUUAAAAGGUAAAUCCCUAGUUUACACUGCGCUUAAUAUGAAUAAAUAA
This is a messenger RNA of Actinia tenebrosa (Australian red waratah sea anemone), 1470 nucleotides long. RefSeq names its product heme-binding protein 1-like. The record is from RefSeq and is a predicted model, not a curated record. Lineage: Eukaryota; Metazoa; Cnidaria; Anthozoa; Actiniaria; Actiniidae.